AUGGCUUCAACAACUACUUCAACUUCAUCCUUGUCGCCAAGGCGACAGAAGACAGGCGUGGGAUCUUUUACUAUCAAUGAGCAAAUUGGUAAAGGGAGCUUUGCCACGGUCUAUCGGGGUACACAUAUGCCCAGUGGGAAUCUCGUGGCGAUAAAGUCCGUAAACCUAUCCAGACUGAAUAAGAAACUCAAAGAUAACCUAUAUGUCGAAAUCGAAAUAUUAAAAAGCCUUUACCAUCCUCACAUCGUUGCCCUGAUAGAUUGCAGAGAGUCUGCUUCGCAUAUACAUCUGAUGAUGGAAUAUUGUGAAUUGGGGGACUUGUCGUAUUUCAUUAAGAAGAGGGAUAGACUGGCCGAUAACCCUACGCUUUUUGAUAUGGUUAAGAAAUAUCCUAUGCCAGUUGAAGGCGGACUCAACCAAGUUGUAGUUCGACAUUUUUUCAAACAAUUGUCAAGUGCUAUGGAAUUCUUAAGGGAACGGGACUUCGUACAUAGGGACGUUAAACCACAAAACUUACUUCUCAUCCCAUCACCGGAAUGGAUAGCGAAGAGAGCGAAGGGUGGACCAGAAGCUAUGAAAGCGAGCAAGGAAUCCGUUGUGGCCAUGGUUGGAAUCAAUUCACUACCGAUGCUUAAAUUGGCCGAUUUCGGUUUUGCUCGAUCGUUACCAUCUACUUCGCUUGCAGAGACUUUAUGCGGUUCACCCCUUUACAUGGCACCCGAAAUUUUGCGUUACGAGAAGUAUGAUGCGCGAGCUGAUCUCUGGUCUAUUGGAACGGUUCUUUAUGAAAUGAUGACAGGAAGACCCCCUUUCAAAGCAAUAAAUCAUGUUCAAUUGUUACAAAAAAUUGAGAAAAAUCAAGACGAAAUUAGAUUCCCUAGUAGGGGUAUCUAUAGCAGAGACUUGAAGGAUAUUGUGCGACGUCUCCUCAAAAAGAAGCCGGAAGAUCGAAUAACCUUUCCAGAAUACUUUGCUCACCCAGUUGUGACCGAACCAAUUCCUGGCCUGGUUGGAGAUGAUCGACCAAAAGAAAAAUCUCCGGAAACUUCAAUUGUCCGUCAGCCAUCUUUGAGAGAUCGUCAACGUGAAAGUCCAACUGUCAAGCACAUUGAUACGGCAUAUGAAUCAUUAAUUACGAGAGAUAUUGGGGAGCAAUCUCCAAGAAGUCCUAAUAUAGAAUCCAAUCAACAUUUUGGGACACCAGGUCACAACGCUGGACGUCCUGGGUCGAGAGAUCGACCUCCUCCAAUUUCUGCUGCAACUGCUCCAAAUGUGGAUACCUUACCCAGACAAAGAGACCGCAAGGAUCGCACGGAACCAAAUUAUGCUCCAAUUGUAAGAACUGGGUCCAGGAAACAACGUUACGAUGAGCAAGCAAAUUUGCAAACCAAAACCGAGAUUCAAUCGAGUAAUUCCAUAACUGAAGCCGAGCAAGAUGUUCGUGAUGCUAGAGAAUAUGUUCUAGUUGAGAAGAAAGCUGUUGAAGUCAAUGCUUUUGCUGAUGAGAUGGCUGCAAAUCCAAGACUUGGACAUGCUAAUUCAACGCCUAAACAAUUACCUAGAAGGCAUACAUCAAUGGGAGAACCAAAUUCAACAACAGGAGCUGUAGCUGUACCGCCUUCGCGCACAGUUCAAAAAGCAUCAGGAAGAACCCAACCAGAUACAUCAUCCGCGAGAAAUUCAUAUGGUUCUUAUGGUAAAACUGGUAGUAGUCCAUCAACUGCUUCAGCUAUAGCUAAAGCACUUCAAGGCGCAAGUGUGAGAGUAUUUGGAGUUUCUUGGUCUCCAACUCUCAUUGGAAAGGGUCCAUCUCCACAACAAUUAUACAAUCCUUAUCCCACUUAUCCUACACCUAACGCUGGGUUGAUUGGAGACGGGCGACCUAUUGAUGAGGAUCAAAGAGUUGUCAAUAUUAUUGAGGAUUCUGCAACUCGAAGUGAUGUUGUUUAUGGAUUUGCUGAAGUCAAAUAUCGACAACUUAUCCCUUUAGCACCUUCUAUGAAUCAUGGCCUAGGAGGUCCAAAUCCCGAAAGAAUGGGUGAUGCUAUGGAUGAAGAUGAUGGUCUUACCGUGGAGGCUAUUGUCAAUUUAUCCGAAGAAGCACUUGUAUUAUAUGUCAAGUCAUUAUCACUUCUUUCAAAAUCUAUGGAUAUCGCAGGAGCUUGGUGGUCACGAAAGCAGCGUGGUGGAAUCACUAGUGGAGGUCACACUCCAGGAAGUGAUUCAUCUUCAGCAGCUCAAGCAGGAAACCGUAUUAACGGUGCAGUUCAGUGGGUCCGAACUCGAUUUAAUGAAGUCUUGGAGAAAGCAGAACUUGUUCGACUUAAAUUGAUCGAGGCUCAAAAACGACUUCCUGAAGAUCAUCCAGGGCACCCAAACAAUCGUUCAACAGCUUCAAGAUUGGUUGGUGGAUCUUCAACCACUGAUGGUGUUGUAUUGAGCUCUGGUAUAACUGCUGAAAAAUUGAUGUACGACCGUGCUCUAGAAAUGAGUCGUACAGCAGCUAUCAAUGAAUUGGCAAAUGAAGAUCUCCCUGGUUGUGAAAUUUCAUACACAACUGCCAUUAGAAUGCUCGAGGCAGUUCUUGAAAAUGAUGAAGAACUUAUUCCUCGAAAGAGAUCAUCAAGUCUACGGGAAGAUAAGGAGAAAUCUGAAGGGGGAGAAGUUAAUGGUAUCAAUUUCGGUGAUAGAAAAGAUGUCUUGAAAGUACUUCAAAUGAUUCGGACCCGUCUUCAAGUCCUCAAGAAGAAGAUGACAGUUAUUGCUAAACAUCAAUCAAUGCCACCUCCAUCAUCUCCACGUCGAAGUUAUAGUGGAGGAACUACUCCUACCAUGAAUAAUACUCCACCGAAAUGA
Botrytis sinoallii is the source of this 2856-nucleotide messenger RNA. RefSeq lists its product as uncharacterized. Gene Ontology annotation, cellular component: autophagosome; cytoplasm. The transcript is spliced from 3 exons. NCBI's taxonomy places the organism in Eukaryota, Fungi, Ascomycota, Leotiomycetes, Helotiales, Sclerotiniaceae. Gene Ontology annotation, biological process: autophagosome organization; protein autophosphorylation; peptidyl-serine phosphorylation. The record is from RefSeq and is a predicted model, not a curated record. Gene Ontology annotation, molecular function: ATP binding; protein serine/threonine kinase activity. The coding region runs from base 1 to 2856 and encodes 951 amino acids.